UAAAGCUCUGUAGUAUGGAACCUAAUGGUCUAAACAGUUACAUUUGUACUUAAUGUUUGUACUCGUGCUGCUCUGACUGAAGAAGCCGGACUGUAACCCUGUCAUUUUGUACUCGUGCUGCUCUGACUGAAGAAGCCGGACUGUAACCCUGUCAUUUUGUACUCGUGCUGCUUUGAAUGCAGGAAACCGGACUGAAAGUCUUGGUUGUGACACCAUAAACAUCAAUGUGAGCAUCACCAUGCUUUAUCUCACGCACGUUGUGUGGAUUCUUCUUUCAACAGUUCUAUUGAUCCCAGGAUGUAACUCUGAGCUCAUCACAGGGAUUUUACAAGAGGAAGUCCUGCUGCCCUGUGUUGUUACAUACGAAGAAGACUUCUCAUAUGAUGACCUGGUUGUUUUAUGGAACCAUGAAGAGUUUAAUGUCCAUCAUUUUUUUGAAGGAAAGUUUCAAGCAGAUCACCAGGCUAAACAAUUUCAGGGGAGAACACAGCUCUUCCCUAAAGAGUUUCUCAAAGGGAACUUGUCACUUCUUCUUAAGGACUUACGUCUAUCUGAUGCUGGUAGCUACACAUGUAAUGGACAUUUAACCAAACUUACUAGAUACAGUUUUAGGGAAAUAGAACUUGUGAUCCAAGCAAGAUAUGGAAACGAAUGUAAUGAAAGCUCUGCAUUGAUCCCCUCUUUGACAAUAGCUUUUGGGUGUCUUGUUAUUUUUAUACUUAUUGUGCUGUUCAGAAGAAAGAAGAGAAGCAGAGGGACAGAAGGAAUGACACCUAAAGACCAGUCACCUAAAGGAAAAAAAGAAUAAAAUACAGCGAUUCUUCAACAAAAUAUCACCAGAACUUGAAUCUACAUUAUUAAUGAUAAGGAAUUCUGUUUUCUAAACUUGUGUCUUUUAUUUGUUAAAUCUGAAUUUUGCUUAAUUUAAUGUACUAUGUUGUAGAAUCUCUUUGGAUACAUUUCUUUGAUUCUGUAGAUCUAUUUACUUAUUGGAGCUGUAAUGAGUGACUUCUGUUUAAGACAAGUACUGUGUUUAUAUGCGCUGUAACCUGCAGACACAACGAAACGCGGUAAUGAGUUAUAUAUAUGCACUAUAUUACAUGCAGGCACAGCAAAACACGUUAAUGAGUUAUGUAUAUGCGCUGUAUCACAAGCAGACACAGCAAAACGCGUUAGUGAGUUAUGUAUAUGCGCUGUAUCUCAUGCAGACACAGUGAAACGCGAUAAUGAGUUAUGUAUAUGCGCUGUAUCACAUUCAGACACAGCAAAACGCGUUAAGGAGUUAUGUAUAUGUGGUGUAUCACAUGCAGACACAGCAAAACGCUUUAUUGAGUUAUGUAUAUGCGCUAUAUUACAUGCAGGCACAGCAAAAUGCGUUAAUGAGUUAUGUAUAUGUGCUGUAUCACAUGCAGACACAGCAAAAUGCGUUAAUGAGUUAUGUAUAUGCGCUGUAUCACAUGCAGACACAGCAAAACGCGUUAAUGAGUUAUGUAUAUGCGCUAUAUCACAUGCAGAUAUAGCAAAAUGCGUUAAUGAGUUCUCACUGAGAACCCAAUGAUUAAAAACUCACCAGCAUGAAGUGAAGCCAUUCAAAAUCUUUGGGGUUUUUUUGUAGACCUUAUAUUGUAGUGUUGGUGUCUCUACUUCACAUCCAGGGUACUGAAAAGCAAGAUAAACAUCUCUCAAUCCAA
Messenger RNA from Bombina bombina (fire-bellied toad), 1691 nucleotides. Its product is annotated as V-set domain-containing T-cell activation inhibitor 1. Gene Ontology annotation, cellular component: external side of plasma membrane. The transcript has 5 exons. Bases 239 to 808 code for a protein of 189 amino acids. The record is from RefSeq and is a predicted model, not a curated record. Gene Ontology annotation, biological process: T cell costimulation; positive regulation of T cell proliferation; cell surface receptor signaling pathway. NCBI's taxonomy places the organism in Eukaryota, Metazoa, Chordata, Amphibia, Anura, Bombinatoridae.